This is a messenger RNA of Limulus polyphemus (Atlantic horseshoe crab), 1844 nucleotides long. RefSeq names its product neuropeptide Y receptor type 2-like. Gene Ontology annotation, cellular component: membrane. The record is from RefSeq and is a predicted model, not a curated record. Gene Ontology annotation, biological process: G protein-coupled receptor signaling pathway. Lineage: Eukaryota; Metazoa; Arthropoda; Merostomata; Xiphosura; Limulidae. Gene Ontology annotation, molecular function: G protein-coupled receptor activity. The transcript is spliced from 3 exons. Bases 513 to 1517 code for a protein of 334 amino acids.
ACAGACCACGUUCUUCUUUCUUUGUCGUGGUUCUCCGUGUUGUUUGUCUGCACAGCCCGGAAACCUUCAAUCAACUCAAUUAAAGCCUCUAGCCACGAAAACAUUCAGUGGGUCUAUAGCAUAGUUUAAAUAUACUCCGACGAAAACUGAUUACUAAAUUACGUCUGACGCAAUACAGAACCAGAGUUAUAAGUCCGCCUGGAAAGUAUGCAGACUAAGCCCAUUACACAACCACUCCUAUAUAAUAGCAUAUAAUGCUUCUAAGGGAGUAUACUCAAUAGAUAAUUCUGCUGGAUUUCUCUAGCUUCUAACCGUCCAGUUAGUCUUACUCUUACGGUCACGUUAACAUUAUCCAGCUUCAAGUGUGGAAAUGAUUAAGGCUUCAUUAUAAAGAAUAUGUAUUUAUAGACUUCAAAGAUCAAGAAGAAAGGGAUUCAAAAGUACUGAAUAACACUAGCACCCAAACAAGAAGUAAUUCACCGUCUACUUUUAAAGCUGUAUCUUCUAACAACAUGUCCUUGGAAAACGUGUCGAUACACAACAUGACUCCAGCGGAUAUUUACAGUGAAAAAUCAUUGGUUAUUUUAGGAGUCCCUAUCCAAGAUAGACCACUAGUGGUUAUUUUGAAGCCGUUGUUUUAUUCAUUGUAUCUUUUCUUCGUCGUGACUGGUUUGUGUGGGAACGCUUCUGUUUGUUACCUAUUAGCUUGUGAAAAGCCUCUUCGAACCGCGACUAAUUACUUACUGGUGAAUGUUGCAAUGUCCAACCUUCUUAUGUGUGGCAUCGCUCCAUUUACCCCUCUAGCACUGCUAUCUCACAUGUCGAUAAUUACGACACCUUUGUGUCAUAUCCUGCCCUUUAUAUCCAGUGUCAGUACUAACUUCUCGGCCUUAAUCCUCACAAGCUGUCUGGUACAGUAUUCCUUCCGAGUUUACAGAAGAGCUUCUGGACAUCACAAUAGACGAGGAAUCCAUCUGUGGUUAUCUCUGAGCAUGUGGGUUUUCAGCAUAGUUCUUUCCGUUCCUCAAUCCGUCUUCAGACACUUUUACCAGUUUGAAUUAGGUGGUGCUGCUAAAACUCUUUGUGAUCCCAAACUUUCCCUUUAUUUACAGCAAGUAUUACUUCUAAUAACAAUUACGAGUCAGAUUAUCGUUCCGUUCCUCCUUAAUACAGUUUGCUUUAUUUGGGCUCAUCAGAGUCUAACACGAAGUGCCCAACGUAGACAAGGGAAACAUGGAUUAAGAACCAAGCGUUAUAAAGCGGCCUAUAGAACACUGUAUGCCCUCGUCUUCAUGGCAGGUGUCCACAUAGGAUCUUUAAUACCAGCUUAUGUCUUAGAAAUGUUCUACGUGUUUUGCUAUUCAUCUUCCCUGGAAAGACAUAAAGAUGUAUACUCACUAGUUAUUCAUCUUAUAACGCUUUGUCCUGUUUGUUCUACCCCUUUGUUUUUCGGACUCAUAAAUAACAGAGUGCUUAGAGAGAAUAACUGUCGCCAAAGGGGAUAUGUCCCCCCAUAAAAGGAAAAAUAUAUAUACUAUCAGAAAAUGUUUUAUAUAUUAGUGUUGGGUAAAGAUGAAUGCAAAUUUGAAAUAUAAACAUAUUCUAUUAUUGAUUUAAUAUAACCUGAUAUUUUAACUUCUUUAGAGGAAAAAAAAUUAAUAAUGGAACUAUUCACAGUCAAGCUGACUUUUUAUUUUUACUUUACAGCUUUUGAAAGCUAUUAUACUUCUAUAUGAACUUUCAACCCUACAUUGUAUUACGUUUGAUUGCCAUUUAUGAAUGUUUUUCAGAAAGUCUGAAAUCAUCAAAUAAAAGCUACAUAAUGAGAAAAUCCUUUCAGUAUA